Bacidia gigantensis is the source of this 1098-nucleotide messenger RNA. RefSeq lists its product as uncharacterized. NCBI's taxonomy places the organism in Eukaryota, Fungi, Ascomycota, Lecanoromycetes, Lecanorales, Ramalinaceae. Gene Ontology annotation, molecular function: metalloexopeptidase activity. Bases 1 to 1098 code for a protein of 365 amino acids. Gene Ontology annotation, biological process: proteolysis. The transcript is spliced from 2 exons. The record is from RefSeq and is a predicted model, not a curated record.
AUGCAUUUCAGAUACUGCUUUGCGGCCUUGUUCCUAGGGUCCAGCCUAGCAAGCGCUAUUCCUGCUCCAGAUAAUGCAGUGAAACGUGAUCCUAGCCUUCGUUUGAUCAAGACAAGUCCAUCGGAUCCUGGUACCUGGGUGACAGAGGAGGAUAAGAUUUCCAAGUAUCGAGCGAAGAAUGUCAACUUCAUCGACGUCACAGAUAUCAAGGAUCCGGUCACUCUCAAACUCCUGAGUGGCUCAGGGGCCGACAACGCACGGGCUGCUGCCGUAGUAUACCCAACCACCAUCUCACAUCAGACUCAAGCCAAUGGCUUCAUUGCCAGUGCCAAUACGACUGGUCCCAAGAGCUGGUUGAAAACCCUCAGCGACUUCUUCAAUCGCUACUAUAAGUCCUCCUACGGCACCCAAUCUGCCACCUGGCUCUUCAACACCGUCAAAUCUGUCGCAUCCGCCAACCCCGCAAUCACCGUCUCCCAGUUCACCCACUCAUACGCCCAACCAAGCAUCAUAGCCCGCCUUCCCGGCACCUCCUCCAACCUCGUAAUCGUCGGCGCCCACUUCGACUCAACCGGUGGCUCUUCCACCGCUCGUGGCCCAGGCGCCGACGACAACGGCUCCGGCGUCGUCGUCAUCCUCGAAGCUAUGCGCGUCCUCGCAAAUGCCAAAUUUGCUCCAAAAGACACGCUGGAAUUCCACUUUUACUCCGGCGAGGAGGGUGGACUGCUCGGCUCAGCGGAUGUAUGGCGCUCAUACAAGUCGCAGGCGAAGCCUGUGCUUGCGUUUGUGAAUACUGACAUGGCGGGGUACUCGCCGUCGGGGAAAAUCAGUGUAUAUAAUGAUUAUGCGGAUACGGGACUGACGGCGUAUGUGCGGAGAAUUGUGAGUGGGUAUAUUGGGACUUCGACGCAGGAUACGUGUGGAUAUGGGUGUUCAGACCAUGCGAGUGCGUAUUCCAAUGGUUUUCCGGCGGCUUAUGUAUGCGAUGAGCCGGACGCGACGAGUGAUCCGUAUAUUCAUAGUCCGAGAGAUGUGAGUGCGGCCUUGUCUGAAGCUAAUAUGCAUGGUAAGAAGGCUGACGAAGGGACAGACUUAUGA